AUGAAAAAAACGGAACCUCACAAACAUGGUACCUUGAGUGAGGAUUUACGUUUACACAAUCUAUACAAUGCUUUAAAGUCAUCUCACUCAAGUGCCAGUAUUCGCUAUUUGGAACGACUGAAAAUAGCUUCUGUCUCUACCAUUGACCAGCUACUAUGCAAAAUAGCUUCUCGAGCUCGCAAAACUCAACAAUCUACUAUUAUAUCAACUUCAUCAUCUCGAUCAUCAGAUAUAUGGCCUAUACAUCGACUCUUGGCUUGUUUUGAUGUUAUUUUAGAUGCUAUGAAACAAAGAUCUUGUCCUUAUGAUCUUUUGUCUAUCAAGUCCUUCAAAGCUUGUGUGCGUCUGGUUCUUGAAACUCUAGGUAAAACAGAUGACAACGAUAUGGACAUUACCAAUGAAUAUGGAGGGGAUUUUACCAAAGCUGCUACUCAACUCAAUGGCUCGAAAUGUUGGUGUAAACUCCUAGAACAUCUUGCUCGACUGACUCGACGACGAGGGACAACAAUGACUACAACAAAAACGGUGGAAAGAGGACUCGUCAAAGCUAUUUUGAAGGAUAUUCAAUUACAGCAAGCUCAUCUACGUAUUUUCUUUUGGUCUACUAAUGUGACAGAACAAGAUAUGUCUCCUUAUGUACAACACUCCUCUUUUGAUCACACAAUGAUGACAGCAAAAACAUAUGGUCUUCGUGGUCUUUUCGCUCAAGUUUCCUUCUUUGGCUCUGAUUUGAUCAUGCAUGGUGCUUAUCGUCGACUUGUUUGUCAACCUCUCUUUUUCUAUUUUGGUCAUAGUUCUCUAUCUCAACAUACUGAAAUAGCAAUAGCAUCCUCUACUAACACCUCCUCUUUGAUAAUUGGACAACAAAACCAUGGCCGAUUAUAUUCAGCUCAUCAUUUAUCGUUAUGCAAGGCAGCUACUCAGUUACUAAAUGCUUUGUGCAAAUUCGAACAAGAACAACAAGGCGAUAAUGAAACAAUAUCCCAUGGGCAAUAUUCUUGGAUUCAUUUUGUUGGGUCAUCCACGUUAGUAUCAAUUAAAUUGGCAAGAACAUGGUUAGGUAUCUUGGAUCAUUUAUUACAAAGUGAAGAAUAUUCAACGGCUCAACAAACAGGAACUACAACAGAUACAUGUCGAAUAUUUUAUUGUAUGACAGCUGUAUUGAUGAAAUUACCACCACAAAGCAAAGUAUACUCACACUUAAUACCACGUCAAAAACGCAAUAGCAACAAUGAAUCAACAACAAUAUGGUAUACAGCACUCCCUCGUUUCUUUGCACAGUUUAUAUAUUAUUUACAACAAACUCAACUGAAUGGAUCACAACAUACCACCGUCAACACUAGUCAACAUGUCAAUGAUUCUAUUGGAAGGAGACAAAGAACAAAUAUAUUGAAAUCAACAUAUACUUUGGACAUACUAGUAAAACUUUUGACGCGACUUUGUCAUAUUUCUUGGCGAUGCUUACUUUCUACGUUGGAUGGAAAAACUCUUGGUAGCAAAAAAGGAUAUGAUGGUCAUAUGGAACUGUUGGGUGAAAAGUUGACUGGUUACUUGACGAACACAUUGAUGGCGUUUACUGCGUUUCCUAUUUCUGUGGAAGCUCUUUUCUCUAUGGCCACGGAUGAUGGAAAUAUUGGAGACACUACCGGUAUGAAUUCUACUUAUUUGCUAUCAAUGGAUAUCUGUGCAGAUGUGGUAAUAAGGGGUUAUUUCGGAUUGACAAGUACGACCAUUGAACUAUAUCAAACAUGCUUGGAACCUUUACUCGAAACACUAAUGCAGCAUCUUCAAGUGGUACGUUCCUCGUGGCGAAUGAAGCUUGGAUCUAGAUUGGCCUGGUGCAUUCGUUCUCAAAUGUCUUUACUCUAUGCUGAUAAUAAACUGGACAACUCUCCCUUACUUUCUCGAUUCCAAAAGUUGGUGAUUUAUUUACUACAUGAUGAUGGCGCGAUUGAUCAACUGGCUGGAUAUUCAACGGGUUUAGGAAAAUAUAUUUGGGAACCUACUAUCAUGCAAGCUCGAGAUGGGUUGGUGGAAGCAGCUUCUUUCAUUUCAUCAACUUCAGCGACGAUACCAACAUUAUCAUCAUCAUCUUCUUCUUCCUCAACAGGAAUCUUGGCGAACAAUUAUACGGACAACGAUAGACAGCCUGGACCUACUUCACUACAUGCCACAUCACAAUCUAUUUUUAGGACACCCCAGAAAAUGUUACAAGUACUAGCAAAGGCGAAAAGGGCAUUGGUAGCAUUGGAAAAAAUAUCACGACAUCCACGAGCUUGUGAAAGGUUGGCGGAAACAAACAUACUGGAACUAGUAGAAGUUGGUAUGAUCCCCUCAUAUGCAUCCAAUCAUACUUCAUCACCUUUCAAAAUAUCAAUGGAUAAUAUUGACACUGUGUCGACAGGAUCAACAUCAAAUGACGACGAUUACCAACGCUUUUCAGUACUACCGAUUCAAGUAUGGACCGUAUAUGGCUUAUUUGUAGGACUUGUUGCAUCUUUGGCUGAACGAACAUCAUUAAUGCGAUCCAAACUACGGCAAGAACAACAGUUGGUGGAUGUUAUUAUGGGAAUCCUUUGGUCCACCAUUGGAAAACAAUCGGCAAUUUUAUUACAACAACAACAACAACAUCAAUCAUCCGAAGAUAUGAUCAAGGUAUUUCAGCAUGUAGUGAAAGCAUCCAUUCAAGUGGUAUAUGCUUAUAGAUAUGACAGUGUAGCGGCCAUGGAAUGGUUAACCUGGAAACAAGAAAUUGAAGAUGGACGAUCAUUGACACUAGUAUCAGCAUUAUUAGCUAUUGUGGUACCGUGGUGCAACGAGACUUACAUUAAAACUGGUUGUGGAGAAGGUGACAAGGAAAGACAUUGGUGGAUGAUCUAUAGUGGACAAAUCAAUAAUGCUUCGACCCUUUUGGAACAUCUAUCUCUUUUUGGUGAAUGUGGAAAACAAUUAAUUCAAGAUAAUGCCUCUGCUUUGCAAGAUAUCACUCAAUGGAUGGCAAUUCUUUCUGAUAUGGCAAUUGAACGCUCAUCAUCUGGCUUGAUAGACUCACAUGGAAUCAACUCAGUUCACAAUUUGGAAGAGAAUAUGGGCGAAAAGAUCGACGGUGGUGAUGAUGAUGUGGAAAACGUACAAGAAGAACAACUCUAUAUGGACUAUGAUGGAAAUGACGAUGGCGAUGUUUCCUCUUUUAUAUUUUGCGACAAUCAAGACGAAGAUUACAAAGAGGAUGGCGAUUCAGACAGUAAUAUGAUGGUUGAUUUUACAGUAUUGACAUCUCCAACACCGAGUAGUGACAAGACAAAAUGUUUAGCACCAUUACUACGUACGUUGAUCAAAUUGAUAACCAGCCGGGAAAAUUUGAAGCUAUUGAUUCUCACGGAUGGAUUUACUCGCAUGUUUGGACCACUUUUAUUUACGCUGCAAGCUUCUACAUGGCAUGAUGAUAAAAUGGAGGCUGUACUGGAGAAAUACGGUAUGGGAAUACAACUUGGUCAAGCUUUAUGGAAACGUGUGGAGGACUUGAAACGACUAUUUCAAUUUUUUGGACAAAACGAACAAGAUAUCAAUCAUCGACACGAAUUGACAGCAGUGGCAUUGGUAUAUGCAUCGUUUUGGAAUAUAGAUCACUGGCAAUCUACUUUGGGAAUAUUUGGUUUUGAUACAAGUCAAGAAUCAAUUGUCUACUCCACAAGUCCUUUUGGUAUUAUUUGCCAUAUGUUGAUGCUUGAUGAUGAUGAUGAUAAGCAACAACAAAAUGAUUUCUCAACUACAAUGGAAAAGAAACAAGGUAGAAGAUGUGCAGCAGCCCAAGCGAUCACAUUAUUGGCAUAUUCCUUUCGAUUACCUUGGCAACAACAAUUAGACGAUGCUCUGGAAAAUAAUCAACAAAAAUUGGAUCAGCUUUUAGUGGAACAAAUGACAAAGAAUAGACAUUUGUUGGAUGAUAGCAACAACAGAAUAAUUUUAUUACAGACAGAUGAUGCAUCGAAUCCUAUUCAAGUCAAUUCGAAAGAUCUCACUUGGAUAUCUCCAGCAUUUGCAGCCAUGCUUAGCGACCAUUAUGCCGAAACAACGACGGAAUCUUCUAUCCAAUUACAUGACAUUACAUUGACAAGUCUACAAUAUUUUAUCCAUGUCAGUCAAUUGCUUCAGAAUCACUACAAACAGCAACAACAGGAUGAUAUGAUUACAAAAGAUAUAUUGGAUGACACCAAAAAUGAAUGGAAGGAUGUCAUGGUGGUAGUACAUAUGGCUGAUCGAUAUAGUAGUCCUAUAGUUCAAUUGCUAGGUGAAAGGUGGAUUAUGAAACAAAUCAAGAAAAAACAACCUGAUUAUCUUUCUGGAUGUCUGGAAGCCUAUUUAUAUCUGCGGGACAAAUAUCAUGGUAUGGAUGGUGGUGGAUUGAAAAGUACUUCUUGGCCAUUUGGGCUUAUUUUGAAUCAAUGUAUGAAAGCUCUUUUACUGGAUACAAUCGACUUGAUAGAGACGACAGCAUUCAAUAAUAUGACCGAUAUCAACAACAACAACAACAACAGCAUCGAAGAUAUUGAAGCUUUCUGCAAUGCCGCUCUUGUUUUACUCCAACACCCAUCAUCAUCAUCAUCAUUAGAUUAGCUAUCAUUUUCUUAUCUUUACAUAGUUAUACCCCUCAUCUUUACUCUGUAUAGAAUCAUCUCAAUAAAUACAACUCCCAUAUACAAUUAUUUAUUUACUCAAAAUAAAUAU
Halteromyces radiatus is the source of this 4728-nucleotide messenger RNA. RefSeq lists its product as uncharacterized. Bases 1 to 4617 code for a protein of 1538 amino acids. The transcript is spliced from 2 exons. Lineage: Eukaryota; Fungi; Mucoromycota; Mucoromycetes; Mucorales; Cunninghamellaceae. The record is from RefSeq and is a predicted model, not a curated record.